AUGUCUAGUGGUGAUCCAGCGGCCGCCGACACACACGAUCGUUCUGAUGGACAAAAUCAAUGCAUCGUGUGUAACGAACCAAACCAUGCAGAUCGCAAGAUGGUCCAGUGCGACGGAUGCGAUCGCUGGUUCCACUUCAGGUGCGUCGGUGUGAAGGACAGCAUCGAAGGAGAGGACCGAAGCUUUAGAUGCACAGCGUGUUCUGUUCCCGAUCCACCAGCCUCUACAGUAUCGACUUCAGCAAGUAUGCGGGAAGCACGCAUACAGUUGGAGGUGCAACGCCUAGCCGAGGAGAAGCGGCUACAGGAGAAGAUGCAAAAAGAGCGAGGAAAGCAGGAGCAAGCUAUUCAGGAGAUGACGUUGCGUUUGGAACGAGAACGGAGAGACAAGGCCAUCAGGGAGAUGUUUGCCUUGGAGAAGGAAUACAUCCAACGAAAGUACGACCUGCUUCAUACCCAAUUGGAUGACGAUGGAGAUGCAGUUAGCGUUCGUAGCCGUUGCAACCGUGGAGCGGAGAAAGUUGAGGAUUGGAUCACCCGUAACCCGGCUGUGACCAUGAGUGCCAAUUCUGGAAACAAACCCACUGGACUCACAUCGCAGCUGAAACCAAUCACGAGUUCUGCCCCAGGAACGGCAACAGCAACUAUUGAAGAAGUAGGCCAAGUGAAUCCACAUUCAGCUUCUGCGGUCACUUCGAGUAUGUUAGCUACUCUUUCGUUGCCAUUAUCCCAUUCUGCAAACGCCUCGAUCUCGCAUCCUACUACACAACGACCACCUAUAGCACAGAGUACCAUGCAAGGGAACAAUGUGAUGCCAAUAGUCACAACGGUGGCGAGCGUGCAACAGUUUCCUAAACCCUCUGCGUCGGUCGAUGCACACAAUAUGUUUGUGAUUUCACCAACAACAGCGUCGAUGGUUUCGUUUUCGUUGCCGUCACUGACCACUACACAGCCGGUCAGUUUCAUGCCAUCAUACGGGAACUCAUUUCUGCCACAGUCGUCGUUAGCAACCUACACACCACAAGCGCAAGGUAUAUCAUCGGUAACAUCAACAUCGUCGUGCCGGCCCAUCGUAUCGCACACUGCCGCACCGUCUUGUUUACCAGCGAGUGGUAUAUCAUCGAUGUGGCAACCACCAACACACCACUCAACACCAACGAGUUCGUCUAGCGGUCGACGUCCAGCUGAGGUACAAUACGCAAACACACAACCGAUGUGCUCUCAGGUAAAUGCUACUUCAGUUUCGACCCGUAUGACCAGUAUGAAUCUUGGUGGGAAAGAGAAUGUUUCAUCUGCCAGUCAGCAUGUACAAGCUCCAAUGGGGUAG
This is a messenger RNA of Armigeres subalbatus, 1326 nucleotides long. RefSeq lists its product as uncharacterized. The record is from RefSeq and is a predicted model, not a curated record. The coding region runs from base 1 to 1326 and encodes 441 amino acids. The transcript has a single exon. NCBI's taxonomy places the organism in Eukaryota, Metazoa, Arthropoda, Insecta, Diptera, Culicidae.